Molecule: messenger RNA, 324 nt
Organism: Diversispora eburnea
Lineage: Eukaryota; Fungi; Glomeromycota; Glomeromycetes; Diversisporales; Diversisporaceae
Source: the annotation of a GenBank genome assembly
AUGCCUACGCCGCUCUCAAGGCUUUCUAUUCUAACACCGAGAUCAAAGAUUGGACGUACAAUAAUAGAACAUCAUCGGUUGAAGUUAAAGCAAAAAGAUAGGAGAAAAAUUCUAGACCGUAUAAAAAAAGACCUUGAAGAAGUAGAAGUAGAUUAUAACAAAACUAGAGAUAGUUUCAUUGAGAAGAUUAGAAUUAACCACAAUGCAGAUGUCUCAGAUUCCGAAAUCAUAGCAUUCCGAGAUUGUUUGAAACAGCAUAAACGAGGUUUUGCAACUUCAUCUAAAGAUCUCACAAAUAACUUUAAGCAAUUGUUAACUGCUUAG